Molecule: messenger RNA, 3419 nt
Organism: Humulus lupulus (European hop)
Lineage: Eukaryota; Viridiplantae; Streptophyta; Magnoliopsida; Rosales; Cannabaceae
Product: inactive protein kinase SELMODRAFT_444075-like
Exons: 10
Coding region: 999-3248 (749 amino acids)
Biological process (GO): protein phosphorylation
Molecular function (GO): protein kinase activity; ATP binding
Source: RefSeq, a predicted model, not a curated record
UCUUUCUUUUUCUUUUUUUCUUUUUUGUGUGGUUGUUGGUAUAAGAUUCUUAGUGUUUUAUGGAAUUUGGUUGGAGAUACCAUUGGUUUUAGCUGUUGAUAAUGUAAUAUUUUAUUUUAUAUAACCUUUUGUUGUUGUUUUGUUUGGUUGCUGAGAAAAAAAAUAUGAAAUUGAAGAAAAUCAUGGAUAUAAAUGUUUAUAAUGACGAAGUAUUGUUUAAAGCUCUACAUCUGGUUGGGGUUAGCGCUGAACCUGGAUUGAUUUUCCUUCGUAGUAUGCACCAGAAAAAGCUUAAGACUCUACCUUGAUGAUUUGAUAGUUUUUGUAAGAGAUCUUGUCAAGGAGUCUGUUGUCUGCGCCUUUUUUCCUCCAGCAAAAUCAUAUGUUGAGGAAACCCAUCUAGUUGGAAUCGAAUUUUGAUAAUUUACCUUUUGAACUAUUUGUUUCACCGUUUUGACUCAGUGAUUUAAAAGACUCGAAGGCAAUCCAGCGGUGUACGAAGAAUCUGGGCUCUAUUUUACCUGUGUCGUUUAGUGUUCUACAUUUACGUCUUAUUUUGAACAGUGAUCAAUCUGUUUUCAUUUACUUCACGAGGGUCUGAAUCUGUAACAUGAUCAACACAUUCAAGCAGAGAAUCAGUGUCUUGCUUUCCGGGCCUUAAGAGUAAAAAGCCAAGAUCUCUAAGAUCGGUGUUUACUAGUUUCGGAAUAUUCAUGAAAUAUUUCAGUUGGUAAAUAGAGGACUAAACAGAGAAGAAAGGAAAAAAAAGAAAAAAAGGCCUUUUCCUGCUGGAGGAGGAAACAAAGAAACGUCUUGUCAUUUGGGGCUCUAGUUGAUAGAGGGAACGCCCAGUGUGUCUCUAAUACUUGUCCGGGAAUCAAUGGUGAGGAUAAGAUCUUUGUUGGAUCAUGCUCUUGUCCGGGUUUUAAAGAUAUGAGCUUGAGUGAGAUCUGUAUUUCUUGUUAGCUAGGAAUUUUUGUCAAAAUUUAGCGGUGCUAAUGAGUCGAGACCAGAGGCGCGGUAAGCAGGAGAAAGGGUCCGAUGUGGCUGAGAAAGUUGUGGUCGCCGUCAAGGCAUCCAAAGAAAUUCCCAAAACUGCUCUUGUAUGGGCAUUGACGCAUGUUGUUCAACCUGGGGACUGCAUUACUUUGCUUGUGGUUGUCCCUUCACAAAGUUCAGGUAAAAAGUUAUGGGGCUUCCCAAGAUUUGCAGGGGACUGUGCCAACGGUAACCGGAAGUCUCUUUUGGGAACAAUCUCUGAGCAAAAGAUUGACAUUAGAGAUUCAUGCUCUCAGAUGAUUGUUCAGCUUCGCGAUGUUUAUGAUCCAAACAAAGUAAAUGUCGAUAUAAAGAUUGUAUAUGGAUCACCUUGCGGAUCCGUUGCAGUUGAGGCCAAGAACGCUCAAGCUAGUUGGGUUGUAUUGGACAAACAUCUUAAACCAGAGGAAAAACGCUGCAUGGAGGAGCUGCAAUGCAACAUUGUGGUUAUGAAGCGUUCACAGCCGAAAGUUCUUCGCUUGAAUUUAAACGGGUUACCAAAGGAACCUGAAUCUGCCUGCCAUUUACCUUCUGAGCUUGAUGAAGCGUCUCAAAAGCAUCCUCGAAAGAAGGAUGAUUGUUUAAACCCUGUUCGGGUGCCUGUUGGGACUCCAACCAGUAGUCCAGAGCUAGGCACACCAUUUACAGCAACUGAAGCUGGAACUUCGUCAGUGUCAAAUUCAGAUCCAGGAACUUCACCACUUUUCAUUUCAGAAAUAAAUGGGGUUCUGAAGAAGGAGGAAUCAUUUAGAGCCAAGGGAAAUCAGGAUAUAGAUGAUGCUACAUCAGAUUCUGACAGUGAAAAUUUAUCCACUUCUUCAGCUAGUUUGAGGUUCCAACCAUGGAUAUCUGAUUUUCUAAUUUCACAAAGUCAUUCCACACAUUACGUAGAAGAAAGUUCUCACAAAUCAAGUGAUAGGCCUCAGGCAUCAUCAACCAAAGCUUUGCUAGGCAAGUUCCAGAAAUCUGAUAGAGACGCUGGAGUUGGAAUGUUAAACUACAUAGGAAAUGGGGACUUCAGUGGAAAUGUGAGAGAAGCAGUUUCACUUUCCAGAAAUGCUCCACCUGGUCCUCCCCCCUUGUGCUCUAUAUGUCAACACAAGGCACCUGUGUUUGGAAAACCACCAAGAUUCUUCAGCUAUGCUGAGCUGGAGCUUGCGACUGGUGGAUUUUCACAAGCCAAUUUCUUGGCAGAAGGAGGGUAUGGUUCUGUUCACAGAGGAGUGCUUCCUGAUGGCCAGGCUGUCGCUGUCAAGCAGCAUAAGUUAGCUAGUUCUCAGGGGGAUCAUGAAUUUUGUUCAGAAGUUGAAGUCCUCAGCUGUGCCCAGCAUCGCAAUGUUGUCAUGCUGAUUGGCUUCUGCAUCGAGGACAGAAGAAGAUUGUUGGUUUAUGAAUAUAUAUGCAAUGGAUCACUAGAUUCUCAUCUAUACGGACAACAUCGGCAACCAUUAGAAUGGUCUGCGCGGCAAAAAGUUGCUGUAGGAGCUGCUCGAGGACUGCGAUAUCUCCACGAAGAAUGCAGAGUAGGUUGCAUUGUCCACCGCGACAUGAGACCGAACAACAUCCUGAUCACCCAUGAUUUUGAACCACUGGUUGGGGACUUCGGCCUGGCAAGGUGGCAGCCUGAUGGAGAUACUGGUGUGGAAACGAGAGUAAUUGGGACAUUCGGAUAUUUGGCUCCAGAAUACGCUCAAAGUGGUCAAAUCACUGAAAAAGCUGAUGUAUAUUCUUUUGGGGUGGUAUUGGUGGAGCUUGUUACAGGCCGAAAAGCUGUGGACCUCAAUCGACCCAAGGGUCAGCAAUGUCUCACUGAAUGGGCCCGGCCAUUGUUGGAGGACUAUGCCAUUGACGAACUGAUUGAUCCAAGGCUAGGAAAUCAGUUUUCUGAACAGGAAGUUUAUUGCAUGUUGCAUGCUGCUUCAUUAUGCAUACGCCGGGAUCCCCAAUCAAGGCCUCGCAUGUCACAGGUGUUACGUGUACUAGAGGGUGACAUGGUGAUGGAUUCGAACUCGAACUUCAUGUCAACACAAGGGUAUGACGUGGGAAGCCAGAGUGGUCGAAUGUGUUGGUCAGAUCAGCAGCACCAACAAUAUAGUGGCUCCCUAGCUGCCGAGCCGUUGGAAGAGUUUAGUGGGAAGCUAUCUCUCGAGAAUUUGAGGCCAGCGUUUUGGGAGAGGGUCAAGGCAAGGGCCUCCUGUGAAGAUCUGUAAAGUUCCAACCUAUUCAGGGUUCUGCUUAAAUAUGUAUUUACCCCACAUGUAGUUUUUCUCCCUUUCAUAUUUUUGUCUGCUGCAACUAGAUUUUUGCUUCUGUAUAGUAGAAGUAGAAAAUAUUAAGUUUUUGUAAUUCUUUGGAAAAUGAAGGAAAAUUUACUUUUUACA